Messenger RNA from Emiliania huxleyi CCMP1516, 2133 nucleotides. RefSeq lists its product as hypothetical. The record is from RefSeq and is a predicted model, not a curated record. Bases 1 to 2133 code for a protein of 710 amino acids. NCBI's taxonomy places the organism in Eukaryota, Haptophyta, Isochrysidales, Noelaerhabdaceae. The transcript is spliced from 3 exons.
AUGUUCGCCGGUGGCACACACAUCACGGCGACGCAGUACACGAUGCACCAGUCCGGCUCCGGCAGCUGGCCCGUCGGCUCGCGCGACGCAGCGUCCGAGGCGACGCGGCUGAUCAAGACGGUCGAGAGCGUGUACUCGCAGAGCAUGUCGCACGCCGACGAGGCAAAGAAGCGCGAGCACGACUCGGCACGGACGCAGCAGGAGCUGCAGCGCGUCGUCCAGGACAACGAGAAGCUGCGCGCGAAGCUGCAGCACGACGAGCGCCUGCUGGAGAACCGGCUGCGCAUCGAGGCCAUCUCCGAGUCGCAGAGGGGCUUCAAGACCCAGAUCAAGGAGUACGGCGCAAUCAUCCACAACAUGAAGGAGGCGACCGACGCGAAGCGGAAGCAGCUCGCAGACUAUAGCUCGGCUAUCGACGACAUCAAGGAGAAGCAGAAGGACCGCAAGGAGCUGCGGCGCAGAAACACGCUGCUCAGCCGCAACCUCCACGGCCUGAAGCAGCAGCUGGCCGACUCGGAGCGGACGGGCACCGAGCGGGCAAAGGCGCUCGAGGCGGAGGCCCAGCGCUUCCGCACUUCGUUGGAGGAGAAGGACGCGCUGGCGCGAGACAAGGCUGCGGUCCAGGGACUGCUCGACGCCAAGGGCGGCGAUAUGGUACGGCUCGGAGCCCAGAAGGACGCGGUCGUCAACAUCUUUGUGAUCGAGAUGAAGGAGCUGGACACGCAGCUGCUGUCUAUGGGCAAGGAGGCGGCGACGCGCGAAGAGCAGCUCAGGAACGCCUCUGCCCGCCUGGAGGAGAACGCCGCGCGCAUCUCCGAGCUCAGCACGCAGCACGCGGAGAAGGCGCAGAUUGCCGACCAGUACAAGGCGCGCAACGAUGUGCUGCAGGCCAGCGCCGCGUCCUACCAGUCGCAGCUCGACGAGAAGGAGCAGCAGCGCGUGGCGCUCGCCGAGCAGCACAGCGCCGGCGUCAAGGAGCUCGAAGAGAAGCUGGCAGGGCUGCGCGAGCACUCCUCGGCAGAGAGUGAGCGCGCCGCGGCGGCCGCACGCGAGUCUCAGAAGCAGAUGGCGCAGCUCGAACGAGAAAAGACGGAUGCGGACGAGGCGGAAAAGAAGCAACUGCAAGCGUCGCACGAGGGGCAGCUAGAGGAGCUGCGCGCCAGGUGCGGGCGGAUCGAAGAGGCGGCGCAAAAGGCCGACGGCGAGCACAAGUCCGUCGCCAGCGAGCGAGACGCACAGAUCGAGCAGCUGAAGAAAGAGCUUGGCGAUGCGCAGAAGCAGCACAGCGAUGACAAGGACCAGAUGCAGCGCCAGAAUCAGCAGCAGCUGCUCAACCUGCAAGGCCAGCUCAACGAGGCGGGGCGCGCCAAGAAGCAAGAGGCGGACGAGGCGGCCCAGACACGUCAGAAGCUCGAGGCACAACUCGCCGCGCUUCGUGAGGAGUCUGACAAGAAGCUCAGCGCUGAGCAGAGCCAAGCCCGCGAGCUGCAAGGAGAGCUGGAGGCGGCCAAGGCCGAGCUUGGCGAGGCUGGCGAGCGUGCCACUGCGGCCGAGGCGCGGGUGGCGGAACUCGAGCACCAGCUCCAGCUCGGGUCCAGGGCCGCGCAGCCGACGCCGCAGCACGCCGCAGCGCGCCCGCCAGGCGGCGCCGCAACGCCCAAGAGCCGUUCGCUCAGCUACCGUCCCGGCCGUGGGCCCCGUGCGCCAGCCGUCCGGUACGGUAGCUCAACCGGCUCAAACCCGAUGAUCACCCCCGCCUCGAGCGUCUCGCCCGAACCACCCAAGACGCUGCCCGAGCGCACGCCACGCGCCGAGGAGGGGGGCGGCGGCAAGCCCCCGCAGCUGGACUCCGAGCCGUCGGCGCGAAAGGUGCCGGAGCAGCCACGCCGCUCGGUGGGGCAGCAGAAGCGCAAGGAGGGGCCGCCGUCGUCGCCGACGAAGGAGUCUACACCGCCGGCUCAAUCGCAGUUCGUUGCGAAGCCGGAGGGGGCGGCGCAAGGCCCACCUCGGCGCUCGGCUGGAGGAUCGACGAAGCUUCGCCGCACCGCCCUCAGCCGCCGCACGCAGCCGGGGACGAAGGCGCAGCCGGCAAAGGGGCGCGACGUCUUCGACCUCGACGUCUUCGAUGACUGA